AUGGAAAUUCUUACUGUUGUUAUUCCUGACUUGAUUCAAUUCUCAAGACCAAGAUUUCUCGAAAACUCACUUUUCCAACAAUUGGAGCAUGUUAGAAAGGGAACUCUUCCAGUUGCUGUUGGACCAAAUCCUGUUGAAACUAUGGUUGAUGGGAUUAGCUAUUGCGCUAAUGUUAUUCAGGUUUUUUAAUAUUUUAUAUCAUCGAGAAAAUUGUUUUUUAUAGAUUCCAAACAACAAGCAAAAGAAAUGCUCCAUUCUGUUCAAUCAAACUGAAAAAGUUCCACUAACUUCCAAAGUUUUCAACGAAGUUCUUGGAGAGGAUACAGUUCUCACUUUGGGAAAAACCAAGGAUGAGAAAACAUUCUUCAUAAUUGUGGAUAGAGAAUGCACUCAAGUAUGUUAAAACUAUCAGAAACAUUUUUGUAUUAACUGAGUUUUUGAAAUAAAUUUUCAGGUCGUGCUCACCGAGCAAAUCACCAAAUUGAUGGAUGCGAUGAUUCGGCUCACUACAAAUUUGAAACUCCGAACACUCACCGAAAUUGAGAGAAUUCGUUUGCCAAUUGAGCUCACUGGAAGUUUCACACUUUCUAUUACUUGCGGGGAGAAUGGCGAUCGUUUUAUUGAGAUUUUUGAUGAGAAUAUGACUCAAUGCGGAUUUGUCGAAGGAUUCGUCUGGCUUGAUACUGUUGUCUAA
Caenorhabditis angaria is the source of this 694-nucleotide messenger RNA. NCBI's taxonomy places the organism in Eukaryota, Metazoa, Nematoda, Chromadorea, Rhabditida, Rhabditidae. The record is from the annotation of a GenBank genome assembly.